Molecule: messenger RNA, 1104 nt
Organism: Zingiber officinale
Lineage: Eukaryota; Viridiplantae; Streptophyta; Magnoliopsida; Zingiberales; Zingiberaceae
Product: endonuclease 2-like
Exons: 9
Coding region: 94-963 (289 amino acids)
Biological process (GO): DNA catabolic process
Molecular function (GO): nucleic acid binding; endonuclease activity
Source: RefSeq, a predicted model, not a curated record
UUUGCUACAAUCUGCUACAAUGACAAAGAUUGAGCCAAAAGUGCAGAGCAAUAUAACAGAAAAAUAAAUCCUCCUCUUUCUUUUGUCUAGAAAAUGGGCUCCAACUUCAAGUCCUACAGUCUUCCCUCUUUCUUCCUGCUCUUAUCACUCCCAGCCUUCGCCUACGGAUGGGGAUUCGAUGGCCACCAGAUCAUUUGCAAGAUUGCACAAGAUCGUUUAAGUGAGUCUGCAGCGGCAGCAGUUAAAGAGCUACUCCCUGCCUAUGCAGGAGACGACCUCAGCACACUUUGCCCAUGGGCAGACAGAAUCAAGUUCCGAUACCGCUGGUCGUCGGAGCUUCACUACAUCGACACUCCUGAUGAUCUUUGCACUUAUAAUUACAACAGGGACUGCAAAGAUGAAGGGGGUGUGAGAGGGAGGUGUGUCUCAGGUGCCAUCACUAACUAUACUAAUCAGCUUCUCACCUAUGGAAGCUCAGCUGAUGAACCCCAAUAUAAUCUCACAAAGGCACUUCUAUUCCUAUCCCACUUCAUGGGCGACAUCCAUCAGCCUCUACAUGUUGGAUUUACUUCCGAUAGGGGAGGAAAUACAAUCGAUGUUCGUUGGUUCAGACGGAAAUCAGUGCUCCACAGUGUGUGGGAUAAAGAGAUCAUUGAGACAGCCGAAGAUCGAUUUUACGACAAUGUUAUGGAGGAAUUUGUCGACACACUCAAACAGAAUAUCACGGGCGACUGGUCUGAUCAAGUUGUGAAAUGGGAGAAAUGCAACAAUAAUGAUGUUACUUGCCCUGAUAUAUAUGCAUCUGAGAGCAUAAAGGCGGCAUGCAAUUGGGCUUACAAGGACGUCAAAAACAACACAGCAUUGGAAGAUGAUUAUUUCUUAAGCAGACUGCCUAUUGUUAAUCUAAGGCUUGCUGAGAGUGCAGUAAGGUUAGCUGUGACGCUGAAUCGCAUAUUCAAGUGAUCAACAUGAAGACAUGUUUCCUUUGCUUUGCUUAUUAUUAAUCUAUUGUCAAUUGGAUAUUUGAGUAAGGUUUCCUAUUGUUACGCCUUUGAACACCUUUGAGCAAUGUAAGAACUUGAUAAAAGGAAUAUCAACAAUAGU